AUGAGUAUUUUCUAUAAGUCCUGUCGUAGCAUUGACGUUGUGCAACUGAGAGGCCUCAUAUUCCGCACAAUGGGCGAUGUGAUUUUGCAGCACCCAGCACUAAGUGCCAUCCCUGUGGACGAGGAUACGCCUUCGCCUUAUUUUGCUAGACUGCAUCAUAUCGAUCUUGCUAAGGCAACAACGUUCUUAACUUCCCCAAAAGUAUUUAAUGAGGAGCUUGGGCCUGGAGAGCUCAACCGAUUGUUGGAGGAACAGCAUAAUGCAAAUUUUCUGCCCUUCAGGCCUGAUAUUCCGGUAUGGAGGCUAGUUAUCGUCCACGAACCAGAGAACGGCUCGAAGUUUAUUGCCUGCUUCGUGUACCACCAUGCGAUCGCGGAUGGAACUUCGGGGUUUGCGUUCCAUAGGUCCUUCCUCACGGCUCUUUGUGAACACACACAAGAAAUCCAAGCCUCGAGAGUGAAUAUGAGAAGCUCCGAGGCAGAGCAAAAAGGCAUCCAUAUUGUGCCGACAUCAGAAAAGGCUCUAUGUCAAAGCCUCGAAGCUCUACACCCGCUUGGACUUUCAACGUCUUUCAUUCUGAAAUCCUUAUGGAGGGAAUAUUUCUCCAAACUUCCUCCUCACUUCUGGUCAGGACCAAAAAUCACCGUGGACGCGUGCCGCCAAAGAAGUCGUUUCCAAUCGAUUCAAUUCUCGCAACACAUCACGCAAAAUCUGGUCAGAUUGUGCCGAUCUCAAUACACAAGUGUUACUGCCGCUCUUGAAGCCGCACUAGCCGCAGCAGUAUUCACAGAACUUCCAUAUAAUCAAUAUGAUAGACUGCGCGUCGACGGUGCUGUGUCUUUGAGAAGGUGGUUGCCGGAGGAAGUCGUUGAUGAAAACUCCAUGGGUAACUGGGUCUCUCGGUACCUCGAAGAGCACCGUCGUCCACAGCACAAUCGCCCAACUGAAACAACAGAUGCUCUAGGCCUGUUCUCCUGGGAUGAAGCAAGGAGGAUCAAGGCCACGAUAGACUUAGAGCUUGCAAAAUGCGGUAAAGAUAGCGUGGUCGGCUUACUGAGGUUUGCCGGCGACCUUCACAAGUACUUCAAGGGGAAAGUAGGUGCAUCCAGAGAAGAGAGCUUUGAAUUCUCAAACGUUGGAGUGUUCCAGAGUGGCCAGCAAAAUGCUAGUAACAGGCACAGUUGGCAGACAGGUAGGGUCGUCUUUAGUCAAAGUGCGGAUGUAAUAGGGGCUGCGUUUGAGGUGUCUCUCGUGACUGGUGAGGACAUGUGCCUCAAUAUCGGCUUCUCGUGGUUAGAAGGGGUCGUCCAAGAGCAAUGGAUGGGAAAGGUCAUACGCACUUAUGAGCAUUUGGUUGAUACAAUUGUACUGAGUAACCAUGGAAAGUAA
Messenger RNA from Exophiala aquamarina CBS 119918, 1389 nucleotides. RefSeq lists its product as uncharacterized. The record is from RefSeq and is a predicted model, not a curated record. NCBI's taxonomy places the organism in Eukaryota, Fungi, Ascomycota, Eurotiomycetes, Chaetothyriales, Herpotrichiellaceae. The coding region runs from base 1 to 1389 and encodes 462 amino acids. Gene Ontology annotation, molecular function: N-acetyltransferase activity. The transcript has a single exon.